Nothoprocta perdicaria is the source of this 1960-nucleotide messenger RNA. RefSeq names its product eukaryotic translation initiation factor 3 subunit E (gene EIF3E). The transcript is spliced from 14 exons. Gene Ontology annotation, biological process: translational initiation. Lineage: Eukaryota; Metazoa; Chordata; Aves; Tinamiformes; Tinamidae. The record is from RefSeq and is a predicted model, not a curated record. Gene Ontology annotation, cellular component: cytoplasm; nucleus; eukaryotic translation initiation factor 3 complex. Bases 10 to 1398 code for a protein of 462 amino acids. Gene Ontology annotation, molecular function: translation initiation factor activity.
GGCGCCAAGAUGGCGGAGUACGACCUCACCACCAAGAUCGCGCACUUCUUGGACCGGCACCUGGUCUUCCCCCUGCUCGAGUUCCUCUCCGUCAAGGAGAUAUACAAUGAGAAGGAACUACUCCAAGGAAAACUGGAUCUUCUCAGCGAUACCAACAUGGUGGAUUUUGCUAUGGACGUAUACAAAAAUCUCUAUUCUGAUGAAAUUCCUCAUGAGUCUUCUGAAAUUGGAGAUAAUUUCUCCUUACUGGAAUACUUCUUAUCAGCUCUGCGUGAAAAGAGAACUACUGUUGUUGCUCAGCUGAAACAGCUGCAGGCAGAAACUGAACCUAUUGUCAAGAUGUUUGAAGAUCCAGAGACCACACGGCAAAUGCAGUCCACUAGGGACGGCCGAAUGCUGUUUGACUAUUUGGCUGAGAAGCAUGGUUUCAGGCAGGAGUACCUAGAUACCCUCUACAGGUAUGCAAAGUUCCAGUAUGAAUGUGGUAAUUAUUCGGGAGCUGCAGAAUACCUCUACUUUUUUAGAGUUUUGGUUCCAGCAACAGACAGAAAUGCUUUGAGUUCUCUGUGGGGAAAGCUGGCGUCUGAAAUUUUGAUGCAGAAUUGGGAUGCAGCCAUGGAAGAUCUCACAAGAUUAAAGGAAACAAUAGAUAAUAAUUCUGUCAGCUCUCCGCUGCAGUCUCUUCAGCAAAGAACAUGGCUUAUCCACUGGUCCUUAUUUGUGUUUUUCAACCAUCCUAAAGGAAGAGACAACAUCAUUGACCUCUUUCUCUAUCAGCCUCAGUAUCUCAACGCAAUCCAGACAAUGUGUCCCCAUAUCCUGCGCUACCUGACUACUGCAGUCAUAACAAAUAAGGAUGUUCGAAAACGUAGACAAGUGCUAAAGGAUUUAGUCAAGGUUAUUCAGCAGGAGUCCUACACAUACAGAGAUCCCAUCACAGAGUUUGUGGAGUGCUUGUAUGUUAAUUUUGAUUUUGAUGGUGCCCAGAAGAAACUGAGGGAGUGUGAAACAGUGCUUUUGAAUGACUUCUUCUUGGUGGCUUGCCUCGAGGACUUCAUUGAGAAUGCGCGCCUCUUCAUAUUUGAGACUUUCUGUCGCAUCCACCAAUGUAUCAGCAUCAGCAUGUUGGCAGAUAAACUAAAUAUGACUCCUGAAGAAGCUGAGAGAUGGAUUGUCAAUCUGAUACGAAAUGCACGAUUAGAUGCUAAGUUGGAUUCAAAGCUGGGCCAUGUAGUUAUGGGCAACAAUGCAGUCUCUCCUUACCAGCAAGUCAUUGAAAAGACCAAAAGCCUGUCUUUUCGUAGUCAAAUGCUGGCUAUGAACAUUGAGAAGAAAUUAAACCAGAGUGGCAGAUCUGAGGCACCUAACUGGGCUACUCAAGACUCUGGCUUCUACUGAGAUACAUCUGCAGAAGGGAGAAAGGUUUUCAUUUGACUAAAGAUAACAUGAUAAAUAUGUCACUUUUUUGAGGAAAGGUAAUUAUGUAUUCUAUCAAAAAUUAUUUGAAUAAAAUUGGCUCCUUUUAACAGUUUGUGCAUCUUCAUAAUUUUAAUUAUGUAUUUAGUUAUGCCAUAUGGAAAGGCUCCUCACUCUGAUUAUAUUCUGGAGAAGAGCUUACACUCGUUUUUUUUAGCUAGAUGUUUUGUUCCACUCUUCACUGGGCUUCCUUGGCACCUUUGCUCUACAGAAUAAAAUGUACCAGGAACUCCUUAAGAAGCUGUGAAAUGUAGGGACUGCUCAGUGAGGUGAAGGUAAACAAUGUAAAGGGGAAGCUACUGUCUCACCAAGCAGUUUAGCACUCAAAGCUGAGAAGUUAGUGGCUCCCCGUUCCCUCUUUGCAGCUGUGGAAUUUCUUCCAUCUUUACUCCUUAAAUUCUGGAACCCACUGAUGAUGCUUAAAGCAAGUUGUUAUAACUCACCAACCUUCCUGCUCUAACUUUUUUCCAAGAUUAGAAUUUUC